Molecule: messenger RNA, 1473 nt
Organism: Kazachstania africana CBS 2517
Lineage: Eukaryota; Fungi; Ascomycota; Saccharomycetes; Saccharomycetales; Saccharomycetaceae
Gene: ADY4
Product: Ady4p
Exons: 1
Coding region: 1-1473 (490 amino acids)
Source: RefSeq, a predicted model, not a curated record
AUGGCAGAAUCCACUUUCAAUGCCUUUAUAAUGAAUGCUAAACUGGAUUUAGAAAAGUUACUCAAUGGGUUGGGCUUAGAAUAUGAGACUUUAACAAUGUUGAAAUUAUUCCAGGUACUAAUAAAAGGCUAUCCAAAUAAUCUUUUAGAGUCCACUUUCGCCAGAGAGAGCAGACAUAGAAGAACUAUGUUAGAGUUAUUAUUUCAAAAACAUGCUGAAUAUCAUGGUUUGUGUUUUGAAUUGCAUCCAAAAUAUAUUUAUAAAAUUCUUAAAGAAGAAAAAUCAAGCCCAAAACUAUAUGACAAGAUUUUAUUCAUUCUUUUUUUGAAAGGAUUUCAGUCAUACCUUUAUUACAUUGAUGGUCAACCACAAGAAGGAUUUAUUUCUUGCCGGUGGUACCUUCAAAUGAUUUCCUACUUGAGAAAGCUGAAACUAAACAAGCUAGAUAUUAUUUUAUCAGAGACGGAAAGGUGGUUCAGCAUAUUAUGUGCCAAAUGUCUAAUAUAUGCAGCUAGAAUGGUUGGUCCAAAAUGGUUUACAUAUGAGAGUCUUAGUAGUACCUUGGAUGAAGCUGGAAUAUUACAAGGGUUACUAUACAAUAUUUUAACCUGUACAGAAGCAUCACAAAUGAGGUAUGAAAAUAACUUUGAUAGAAAUCUUAUCUCUCAAUUUUUUGAAUCAAUUGGUGACAUCGAAGAAGGAAUAGCAAUCUUUAAUGGCAAAUUAUCUAUCUAUACAGAGAUCGAUGAUGAUAAUGAGGAGAAAAACUCUGCUUGCAAUUUUGGAACAAAACCUGAUAAGAAUGCUAUUGAAGAAAUGAUAAAUAAGUAUGUAAUCGCUAUAACGUUCAAAAUCGAGGGAGAUCCCUCGAUUCUAAGGUGUUUGGAAAAAAUUAUACAGGGCCUAUUACUUUAUGGGGGGAUUCAUAUGGAGGCUCUUAUUUUCUUUCUGAGCUUGAAAGAAUUUUAUUGUAAAAGGGUGGGAAAUGAGGAAAAUGCUGAUGCCAAAGAAAGCUGCUACUAUGGUUACGACUUUUUUGAGGAGUGUUCCAGUCUGGUUAGGACAAUUAUCGAAGAUUGGCAAACUUUACAGGUACAGUACAACAUUGCAACAAUUCACUUACCACAAAUACUUCUGAAAAGUGUAAACGGAACACUAAUUCUUGUUGAUGAAUUAAAAGAUCAGAUUAAUACCCAAAAUAGCUGCAAUGCAAAAUUACUAAAGAAAUGGAAAGCUAAAAGUAAUUGGCAUCAUGGAUUCCCCAAAAAUAUUACACAAUUGAGAGAUAGGUGUGAUGAUGAUGAAUGUGAGCUCGGGGCUUAUUGGAUAAAUCUAUGGAAAAGUUGUACAAUUGAGCAUAAUGGCGAAAUAUGCUCUGAAUUACUAGAGAACCUGCAAAAAUUUGAGUCGACUUUGCUGCAAUGUCGGAGAGAAAAAGAGGAUGUGAGAAGAGACGAUAUUAAUCAUAUAUAA